UAACAUAUUAUCAAAAUUUUUGGAGAGAAAUAGUACAUGCUCAGCUUAGUUUUUCCUCCAAUGUCAUAAUUGUAGUAUGAUUAUAAUGUUUUAUUCAAUAAAUGAAAGAAAAAAGUUUACUUUAACAGUACCUAAACGUACCUAAAAAAGUGUAUAAAUACUUAUCUGUAAAAUAAUACUCAGACUAAAUCUCUUAGCAUAUCUUUACAUAAACGCGAAAUAUCCUAAAAAAACCGCACAAAUCACAACCAUAUAAAACUUGACAAAGUAGAAUUUUGUCCAGUUUGAAUGCAUGUCGCUCGAUUGAUUAACUAUAAUUAUAUCCAUAGGUAUAAUUGCAUUUAGACUAGCAUAAUGUACCUCUACCAUGGAGGAAAUGAUGAUACUCAAUAAGGAUAGACCUACUUCUCCGAUGAAACAUUGUUUGGCAAUUCAGCAUCAGCUUCAAUGAAACUCAACAAACAUUAACAACAAUUUUAUUUUAACAAUAUUUUAUGAAUGAAUGAAAUAAAUAGAGGUGAGUGGAUGACUUGAUAAUAAAUAAAUAAAUAAGUAAAUAUAUCAUGUUAACGAACUAUCUGUUAUGUUUAUGAAUGUGGUAUGGUUAUUAUAUCCACAUCAUAAUGCCUCCGCCGUACCUUGCAGUUAUUGUAUUCCAACGAUACUUCCGCGCAGUUGCUUAUCUGCCAUGGUGGAGGCUGUAAUGGUUGUUGCCAGGCUGUACCUCCGGGAGCGGCAGUUUGGUCUCGACUACAUGUGGGGUCGAGAAGAACUAUCUGCCAUGGUGAUGAGUGUAGUGGUUGUUGGCCUCCGGGGGCGGGAAGAACUAUAUUUCAUGAUGAUAGUUGUAGUGGCUUUUGGCGAACUGUGCCUACAGGGGCGGUAAGAACUAUU
Molecule: messenger RNA, 894 nt
Organism: Nilaparvata lugens (brown planthopper)
Lineage: Eukaryota; Metazoa; Arthropoda; Insecta; Hemiptera; Delphacidae
Exons: 2
Coding region: 584-886 (100 amino acids)
Source: RefSeq, a predicted model, not a curated record